GCGGCUGCCAUCAACCCACUGCAUUCGCAAUUCCUCAAUUGGGGCACCUAAACGAAUUAAACAGGCUUUGUUACCACUGGGUGACUUUGUAGCCGCCAUCAUGUCUGCCUCAACAAGAACUUGGCGCGACAGCGCGUACCUCGUCAUCUCUGGCAUCCAGUUAACGGCCAUGCUUUUGGUCGACCUCGUCCCAUUCUACCCAUCAGCUCUCUACUCAACCCCUUCAUCGCCAUUGCACUUCCUCCAAGUCCUCCGCGACUUCUACAUCUCAACGUACAAUGACCCCUUCUUCACCGCCUCUCACGAGAACCUCCCCUCGUGGUUCAAGCUCUUCACCUAUAUCGAGAUCGUCUACCAGCUGCCCAUGGCCGCCUGGAUGGUCUACAGGUUCUCGCGAAGUACAGGCACGACCCCCGGAUUUGAAGUUGCCGUGUUGGUCUUCUGCGUCGAGUGCGCCCUGACGACAUUGACCUGCAUGUACGACGUCUUCCACUGGGAUCCUGCAGUGUACAGCCAGGCUCAGAAGAACCUCUUUGUCUUCAACCUCUACGGGCCGUGGGUGGUAAUCCCGGCGUUGAUGGGACUGGACAUGUGGCUGCGCAUCCUGAAGCGGGUGAACGCCGUGGACAACACCAAGAAGUUGCAGUAAAGGGGACUACUCGGUCUUGUCGAAGCAGGUAUUGGUUCCAUUAAGAUAUCGCUACAAAUCCUGCUCCUGUCAGACCGCGCGUGCGCGGAUCCAGAUGAUCGAUUCCAAAACUCCUA
This is a messenger RNA of Colletotrichum phormii, 765 nucleotides long. Its product is annotated as transmembrane protein 6/97. Bases 101 to 649 code for a protein of 182 amino acids. NCBI's taxonomy places the organism in Eukaryota, Fungi, Ascomycota, Sordariomycetes, Glomerellales, Glomerellaceae. Gene Ontology annotation, cellular component: endoplasmic reticulum. The transcript has 3 exons. The record is from RefSeq and is a predicted model, not a curated record.